Molecule: messenger RNA, 195 nt
Organism: Anthostomella pinea
Lineage: Eukaryota; Fungi; Ascomycota; Sordariomycetes; Xylariales; Xylariaceae
Source: the annotation of a GenBank genome assembly
AUGCCUUCCCAGCAGAAGAUCGACGAAGUCUUGGCCACCAAGCCCGUCACCUUUUCCCUCAAGACGACUGGCGGACGAUGGAAUGAGCGCACACGCUCUGCAACCUCAUCACCUGCACCCGGAGUUGGCCGCACCGACUCGGCUACCUCGUCUUCGUCCUCCUCCUCCGCCGGAUCCACCUCGUCGUCCCACUAG